Messenger RNA from Phasianus colchicus (ring-necked pheasant), 1178 nucleotides. The record is from RefSeq and is a predicted model, not a curated record. NCBI's taxonomy places the organism in Eukaryota, Metazoa, Chordata, Aves, Galliformes, Phasianidae.
GGCCUGCUGGCCUGUUUUUGCUUGCCUGAAUGCUGACUGUAUUUUUCGCAACUUUCUAAGUAUUGAGAUGUUGAGUGAAUGACUUGAAAUAAACAGAUAUAGAGAAUAAAUACAACAGACAACUCACACGUUCUUUUCUUUCUUCCCUCCAAUCGCAGCCACAGGAACAAGUCUUCAGGCUGGCCUCAUCCGUCAGGGACCUGGAGCUUGAACCAGGGAACACCUUAUGGAUGGGAGAUGACGGCAAACAGAGAUGGAAGGGACUACUUCAUCAAUCACAUGACACAAUCAGCCACAUUUGAAGACCCUCGAAUAGAGAGCUGCCAAAUAACCCCUCCAGCCCCUCGGAAAGUGGAAAUGAGGAGGGAUCCUGUGCUAGGAUUUGGUUUUGUGGCUGGUAGUGAAAAGCCAGUUGUUGUACGCUCAGUAACACCAGGCGGCCCCUCUGAAGGAAAGCUUAUACCUGGGGAUCAGAUCAUAAUGAUUAAUGAUGAGCCCGUCAGCACUGCUCCGAGGGAAAGAGUCAUCGACCUUGUCAGGUAGAUGAUGUCCUGUCACUUAAACUAUGAACCCACUGGCUUACUUCCUGUGCCGUUAUUUGAUUAUACUGCAGACUUGCCUUCUCAGGGUGGGAAAAAGAGAAAAUAAUGUUAUUUCAGUCAUAAUGAAUAAGGGUGAGAUAGUCCAGAAUGGAAAUGAAGUAUCUUUUUAAAUGUCCUUUGGGUAGCUGUAAAAAUAUAAUAGGGUAUUGGAACAGUUCCAAAAUGCUUGAGUAUCAAAAGAGGAAUAGUAUUCUCUGGGCAUUUUCUUUUGGUAUGAGUUAUUGAAAAGAUAAAUCCUGGAGCUAAGCAGCUUCAGUCAUUGUUUGUGCAUUUUUUACAAAAAGAAAGUCGAGACAGUCUGUUGUAUGUGAAAAGUAAAGAAGAUGUGUUGAGGGAAUUUUGAUGUGAGUGACCAGCGGAGAUAGGAGUAUAUAGAGAACCUCAAAGAGUGGUACAUGUUUGGGUGGAUUGCUGGUAAAGAGUUUGUGUGAGGAGAGCAGGCAGGGCUGUGUAAAUAUGAGGCAGAAAACAAGAAGAAUGUGUGACUGGAUACUUCAGGAAACGAAAAGUGUCAAUAUUUAUAAUGGGCCAUAGAAAGAAAGGAAAGAGAAACUGAAAAAUGCUCAGGGUGAAGAA